AUGCUCACGUCCAAUCUUAAAAGGCAUCACGAGGGGAUUGGAACGUUGGAAAGCACUGAUGAACGUCUUGCCCAAAGUGAGGAAGACAAAGCAAAUACACCUCUGGCAUUCUUUAAGGAAUUGUACAGACAACCAGCACCAUUGGUUAUGGCAGAUUAUCCCAGUGUGACAUCACAGCUGACCGAAAUAACUCUGACACCAGACGAAGUCGUUUACGAGUUAGCUACCCUAAAUAAGUUCAAGGGAGCGGGACUGGAUGGCAUCCAUCCCGCUAUUCUUAAACCUCUAGCGGAGAUACUCCAAGGGCCUCUGUCAAAGCUGUUUCAAGUAUCUCUAGGUAAUAGCAGCAUACCGGGAGAUUGA
Echinostoma caproni is the source of this 363-nucleotide messenger RNA. The record is from the annotation of a GenBank genome assembly. Lineage: Eukaryota; Metazoa; Platyhelminthes; Trematoda; Plagiorchiida; Echinostomatidae.